Bipolaris oryzae ATCC 44560 is the source of this 1005-nucleotide messenger RNA. RefSeq lists its product as uncharacterized. Gene Ontology annotation, molecular function: 4-hydroxybenzoate polyprenyltransferase activity. Bases 1 to 1005 code for a protein of 334 amino acids. Gene Ontology annotation, cellular component: mitochondrial inner membrane. The transcript has a single exon. Gene Ontology annotation, biological process: ubiquinone biosynthetic process. The record is from RefSeq and is a predicted model, not a curated record. NCBI's taxonomy places the organism in Eukaryota, Fungi, Ascomycota, Dothideomycetes, Pleosporales, Pleosporaceae.
AUGAUUAAAGUCGCUAUCAAACGAGCGAAGGUUGCUGCCAGUCAGAGGUCGGAAGAUGGUCUUUCUAAACAAUACGGCGGAGUUCACUCUGAGGGUUGGGUCAACCGCCUCCCGUCCUCGUGGAUCGCUUACGUGCAGCUCUCACGACUGAGUCCGCCAGCCGCUUUGUUCCUCAUAUUUUUCCCUCACCUCUUCGGCGUUAUACGCGCUGCGAACACCCUCAACGUUCCCGCCACAGAGGUGAUCCGCACUUGUCUUCUCCUCUUUGGAGGAAGCUUUUUCUGCAGCAAUGCUAGCCAUGCAUGGAACGACCUCGUCGACGCUCCGAUAGACAAGGCCAUUGCUCGAACCAAAACUCGUCCCAUCCCUCGUGGUGCCAUUACUCCUCUUGCUGCAUUCAUAUUUGCAGUCUCCCAAGCAACUGGAGCUCUUUCAUUCUUGUAUUUCCUGCCCGCAGAGUCGGCCAAGGCUGCGAUUCCAACUGUUAUCGGAACCAUCUACUAUCCCUAUGCUAAACGCCAUACGAACCUGUCUCAGUUGGUGCUCGGAUUUUGCCUCUCCUGGGGCAUUAUGGUCGGCAGUUCGGCCGUGGGUGUGAUCAAGCCAUGGACAGAUCCAUCGACCGUCUUCCUGCUUGUCGCUUCUAUUCUCUGGGUCAUACUCUUUGACACCAUAUAUGCACACCAGGAUCUGGCCGACGACGUGAAAAUUGGCGUCAAGAGUAUCGCAGUCCUUUUCCACCAUAAUGCCAGAGCACUGUUAUGGGCUCUUUACCUGGGCAUGAUCGCUUCGCUAGUGGCAUCUGGUUACCAUGGGCAGUUGGGUGUUUUGUAUUAUGCUUUCACUGUUAUCGGAUGUAUGUUAUCAGUGGGCACGAUGGUCGUCAAAGUGGAUUUGAAGAGCCCUGCUAGCUGCUGGCUGUGGUUCUCGCAAGGAUUUUGGCUUACUGGGCUGGCCAUCUUUGGAGGUCUGUUCGCAGAUUGCUGUGGUAACGGCCUCAAGUAA